AUGGGUGGAACACUGAGCAAUAAACGAAAUAACAAUGGUAUAGGUGUACUGACUACCGGAGAUAACGCCGGUUCUCUUCAGAUGAGUCGGAUGGAUUGGCGAGACGAAGUUGUAAGACAUUAUAGCAAACAUCAUAACCCUCAAAUGCGUCAAUUAAAUUACGAACGCAACAUAAACGCCUAUGAAUCCGUUCUAAAAGAGUUGUCUGAAAAGGAGAGCAAAACUUACUAUCAAAUAUGUAAGGACUAUUUCUUGGAUCUUAACACUUUUGGAUAA
Molecule: messenger RNA, 276 nt
Organism: Macrosiphum euphorbiae (potato aphid)
Lineage: Eukaryota; Metazoa; Arthropoda; Insecta; Hemiptera; Aphididae
Source: the annotation of a GenBank genome assembly